Messenger RNA from Phalaenopsis equestris, 950 nucleotides. RefSeq names its product short-chain type dehydrogenase/reductase-like. The coding region runs from base 45 to 797 and encodes 250 amino acids. The transcript has a single exon. The record is from RefSeq and is a predicted model, not a curated record. NCBI's taxonomy places the organism in Eukaryota, Viridiplantae, Streptophyta, Magnoliopsida, Asparagales, Orchidaceae.
UAAAUAGGUGCUGAAAGACUCGUUAGGUCGAAAAAAAAAGAGGCAUGUCGCUCCCCUUUCAAGGCCGUGUCGCGAUCGUCACCGGCGCCACCCGCGGCAUUGGCCGCGCCACCGCCCUCCAACUGGCCUCCCUAGGGGCCUCCAUCACCCUAGUCUUCUAUUCCAGGUCUGUUGAAGCCGAGCGCCUUGCUGCAGAAAUCAAUUCUUCUUCCUCAGCCUCCAUCCCCCGCGCCAUCACCAUCCGCGCUGAUGUUUCCGAUCCUAUCGCUGUCCGCUCAGUCUUCGAUCUCACCGAAAAAACCUUCAAAUCCCCCCCACACAUCGUCGUGCACUCCGCUGCCAUCUUCGAUCGCAAAUACCAGUCCAUGUCCUCCAUCCCUCAAGCUAUAUUCGACUCAAUCAUGUCAGUCAAUGCACAAGGCGCCUUCCACGUGUUUCAAGAAGCAGCCAAUCGAGUGGUACCGGGUGGCGGCGGAAGGAUCAUAGCGCUCUCAUAUCUGCCGAGGCACGGGGUUUACGCUUGUUCAAAGGCGGUGGUAGAGGCGAUGGUUGAGUCUCUAGCGAAUGUACUUAAGAUAAAGAGAAUCACAAUCAACUGUGUUGCAGCGGGGCCAGCAGCGACUGAUAUGUUUUUUGCAGGAAAGACGGAGGAGGAUGCGAAGGUAGCGGCCGAAAAUAAUCCUAUGGAGAGGCUUGGUGUGUUGGAAGAUAUUGCGUCGUUCAUAUAUUUUCUUUGUUCUGAUGCGGGGGAGAUGGUUAGUGGACGAGUCAUUAGAGCUAACGGUGGAAUGAUUUGAGCAUACGGAGCCAUGAACAAGAUGAGGGGGUACAUUUGUCCCUUGUUGGAAAUCAAUAUUAUGGACUGUUUGGUUGUCUAUUUUAUCUUACGUAAAACUUGAAAAACCUUUUGAUUCUAUUAGCAUAUAUAUGAUUUAUGAUAUAUUGGAUAA